AAGUCUUCAAAUUAUCGCCCUCACGUGUAACAGCAUUUUUCCAAAGUCCUUCCUGUUAGUUUAUGUUAUUUAUAUAUUAAGAGGUAAAUAUCUUUGAUCUGUAAAAUUUCAUGUUAAAGGUUGUUGCUUAUUAGCUUGUAUAUUAAAAUUAUAAAUGUUAGGAGUGAUCCAACAUUCUUCCUAGUUAUGCGACCACUGACUGAAGAAGAGACAACUAUUUUUUUCGGAAAAUUAUCGAAAUAUAUUGGUGAAAAUGUCAAGUUAUUAAUCGAUCGGCCAGAUGGAAUUUAUUGUUUUCGAUUACAUAAAGAUCGAAUCUACUACACGAAUGAAAUGCUAAUGAAAAAAGCUGCUCACGUUGCUAGAGAGAAUCUAUUGUCAUUCGGAACUUGCUUUGGAAAAUUUACUAAAAGCAGAAAGUUUCAUUUGCACGUAACUGCUUUGGACUUUUUAGCUCCAUACGCCAAAUUUAAAGUUUGGCUGAAGCCGAGUGCCGAACAACAAUAUUUAUACGGCAAUCACGUGUUGAAGAACGGUUUAGGUAGGAUAACUGAGAAUACAGAAAAAUAUCAAGGAGUUAUUGUAUAUUCUAUGGCGGAUUUACCUCUUGGAUUUGGAGUAGCAGCUAAAUCGACAGCCGAAUGUCGACAUGCCGAUCCCACAGCGAUCGUUUGUUUUCAUCAGGCUGACAUAGGAGAAUACGUUAGAAGCGAAGAUACGCUUUUUUAG
This is a messenger RNA of Dimorphilus gyrociliatus, 729 nucleotides long. The record is from the annotation of a GenBank genome assembly. Lineage: Eukaryota; Metazoa; Annelida; Polychaeta; Dinophilidae.